Messenger RNA from Portunus trituberculatus (swimming crab), 1129 nucleotides. RefSeq names its product sentrin-specific protease 8-like. The record is from RefSeq and is a predicted model, not a curated record. Gene Ontology annotation, molecular function: deNEDDylase activity; cysteine-type peptidase activity. NCBI's taxonomy places the organism in Eukaryota, Metazoa, Arthropoda, Malacostraca, Decapoda, Portunidae. The coding region runs from base 1 to 639 and encodes 212 amino acids. Gene Ontology annotation, biological process: proteolysis. The transcript has a single exon.
AUGGAGGACCGGGUGAUCCUGAGUUACCACGACAGCCUCAUACAUGAAUCUGACCUGAGGCUGCUGGAGGGACGCAACUGGCUCAAUGACUCCCUCAUUUCCUUCUGGUUUGAGCACCUCCAGCACGAGCUGUUCCAGGGUAUGACGCGGCUGCUCUUCGUGAGCCCUGAGGUGACCCAGCUGGUCAAGAUGGGGGAUGCCCGUGAGCUGCCCAUCUUCCUGGACCCACUAGAGGCAAGAUUCAAAGAUUACAUCUUCUUGGCGGUGAAUGACAACUCCUCUGUCAUCUCAUCAGGGGGCAGCCACUGGAGCCUCCUGGUGUACAGUAAGUUUGACAGGAAAUGGUACCAUUAUGACUCCCAGCGCGGCUCCAACCACCGCGACGCCCGAUGCCUUGUGCACCGCAUCAACACCUACCUAGAAAGGGAGCUGCCGGCACCGCUGGUGGACGCCAGCUGCACACAGCAGGACAACAGCUAUGACUGUGGUGCCUUUGUCAUGAUCUAUGCUCACCGUGCUGCCCAGCAGGCCACGGAGGGCAUGGCGCUGGGCACCUGCUAUGUGGACCGUCAGGAGGCCAACCAGAUGAGGGAGCUGAUCAAGUCCCUGGUGUACCGCCUCAAGGCAGGACACACAUGAGUGCCAGUCCCACACUUGCCCCGCCCUGUCUCCAAGGUGCUGCGUGUGCGCUUGUGUGUGUGUGUGUGUGUGUGUGCGUGUGGUGUGUGUUGCCCCCAUGGCGCCACGCUGAGUAUUAGGCUUGUUAGUCCCGUGCUGCCGAGUUUAGUUUUGUUAGACGAAGUUUUGAGGUAUUCUUUCAGGGAGCGUUGUGACAGCAGCACAUUUGUAUUAACCCUUCAGAGUGAGGAUUAGUACUUUGGUUUGCAAAGAACCGACUAAUCUCUGUUUGUUACGCUUGACUUGGGCCUGAUGGUGGAGGGUGAGCAGGAAGGUAAACACACUAGGUACAGAGGGAGCAGACUCACCUGAGGCAGUACAAUGCAAUCCUCCUGUUGGUACUGUCACUGGGGCCGAGGGUGGGACAUCCGGGAAAGGCCGCCUGCCACAAACGACGGAUAAAGUUUUAUUUUGUAUGAUUUACUAUUCAAUAAAACACCAUUGAUUGAAA